ACCAAACCUUACACAUUUCUACAUUCAAAGCAACAAAAUUAAGUCAUUGAAAACAUCUGAUUUUCAUGUACUUCAGAGUCUGAAACAUGCGAAAACUUUAAUUAAAUGGAACAUUUUUGACUGCGAUUGUAAUACUAUUUCUUCUCUUCGAUUAAUGAAGAAUAAUCAAGAACUUUUUGGUUAUUUAAAUGAAACAAUGUGCAUCGAAAAAUCAUCGAAUUUUUCAGGACUAUUUCAAGGAAGACAAUAAGACAAUUUGCUGUUUUCGAAAAGAAAUGUCAAACUGGAAUGUGGUUAAUGAUUUCUUCCUGUAUGUUGUUUUUUGUAACAAUUGGAAUGGUGGCAGCAAUUAUCAUAAAGAGAUAUCGUGUGCAUGUCGACUACAUCAUUCUACAUCUGCGUAACAGAUGGAAAGGUGUAAUGUAUUCGGAAGAGAGCAAGACCUUGCAGUUUGAUGCUUUCAUAUCCUACUAUGAAGAUGUCUACCAGUUGGUGAGCACAACUAUCUAUCAAGAGCUGACAAAUGUUGGAUUUCAAAUUAGCUUUCCCGAGAAAGACUUCAUUCCUGGAGUAUGGAAAGCUGAACAACUGGUGCAAUGUAUUGACCACAAUCGAAAAGUAGUGUUUGUCAUCACUGAAAAUUUCCUAGACAGUGGUUGGAAUUCGUACGUCGUGCAGAUGGCGGUGACCCAUGCCUUUCAUAACAACCGAAAGCGAUCCAUCAUAGUGAUUAUCAAGGACAAUAUUCCAAUAGAAAGAAUGCAGAAAGACUUGCGAUAUAUCUGGUGGUGUAUAUUCAGUAUAAGAUGGCCAGAGGUUGAUCAGGUACGGGUGAUGAACAUCUUUUGGGAACAUGUCGCGGAUGCCUUGCGUUAACAGUGACUUUCGUCUUCCAAUGAGUUUCCCAUUGAAACUAUAUCAAAAUCAUUCCGUACGAUGUAUAACUAAUCAGGUGUAUGUCGAGUAUACUAACAAAAGGAGCAUUAACAUACAUGUGAGGUGAAGAUAACGAACAGUGAUCAAUCUCAUAACUCCUACAAGCAAUACAAAAUAGAUAGUUGGGCAAACACGGACCUAUAUAGAUUCUCUACUUAUGCAAAAAGAGAAUGUAGUGGGUUUAUAGAUGCGGGUAAACAAGUCAUAAUACUUGUAUUUUUUUUAGUUAAAUCGCCGAUUGAGAACUCGGAAGCAGUGAGCUUUACCCACGACCGAGUGAUUGAUCUAAAACAUAUUUUACUGAAUAUUUUCGAUAAUAAAAAGCUGUCAAGUUGAAGGGUUUAGUUUUUAUGAGUUAGAACUAUCAUUACAUGACACAAUUAUGCAGUAUGUUACUUUUGAUAAAGGAGAUAAAAUUAAUUCAAAAGGGGGGAGGGAUAAAACAAUUAGCUGGGUAAAAUAAAUAUAUGCAGGUGUCUAUUUGUACCAUGUUUUGUCAAUCUCCCUGAUUAAUAGUUGAUCAUAUAAACUUGUAAUAACACAUUUUAUGGGAUGCUGGUAGCUAGGGGGGAAAACACAUUUACAAUGCAAUGCAGUUUCUUAUUUUCAUUAUGGUGUCAUUCCCCAUUUGGUAGUUCAUAUAUAACAAAUAUGGGGAUUUGAGUUGCAAUUUUGUACACCUCCACCCCCCUUCUUUGCAGAUUUUCUUGAUCCACCCCUGCAAUACUUUUAAUGAUAUUCACUUGAUGUCUAUGCUUG
Molecule: messenger RNA, 1695 nt
Organism: Ostrea edulis (European flat oyster)
Lineage: Eukaryota; Metazoa; Mollusca; Bivalvia; Ostreida; Ostreidae
Product: toll-like receptor 6
Exons: 1
Coding region: 289-876 (195 amino acids)
Biological process (GO): immune response; toll-like receptor signaling pathway
Cellular component (GO): membrane
Molecular function (GO): transmembrane signaling receptor activity
Source: RefSeq, a predicted model, not a curated record